This is a messenger RNA of Solea senegalensis (Senegalese sole), 1256 nucleotides long. RefSeq names its product gastrin-releasing peptide receptor (gene grpr). NCBI's taxonomy places the organism in Eukaryota, Metazoa, Chordata, Actinopteri, Pleuronectiformes, Soleidae. Gene Ontology annotation, cellular component: membrane. Gene Ontology annotation, biological process: G protein-coupled receptor signaling pathway. Gene Ontology annotation, molecular function: G protein-coupled peptide receptor activity. The record is from RefSeq and is a predicted model, not a curated record. The transcript has 4 exons. The coding region runs from base 7 to 1062 and encodes 351 amino acids.
UCCGCCAUGUGGUCCGCCGGCGUGGCCAUCGCCUCGGUUUACGCAGUCAUCAGCUUGUCGGGCUUCAUCGGCAACAUCACGCUCAUCAAGACGUUCUGUUCCGCCAAGUCCACGCGCAACGUGCCGAACCUCUUCAUGUCCAGUCUGGCGCUCGGGGACGUGAUGCUGCUGGUGACCUGCGCUCCCGUGGACGCGAGCCGCUACCUGUCAGAGGAGUGGCUGUUCGGCAGAGUGGGCUGUAAAGUCAUCCCCUUCAUCCAGCUCACCUCCGUCGGCGUGUCCGUGUUCACUCUCACUGCUCUCUCUGCUGACAGGUACAAGGCCAUCGUGAAGCCCUUGGACAUCCAAAUAUCAACCACCACUACCAGCAUUGUCCUCAGGGCGGCGCUCAUCUGGCUCCUCGCCCUGGUCCUGGCGAUCCCUGAGGCCAUCUUCUCAGAUCUCCACCGCUUCACCAUCCCUUCCACUAAUGAGAGCUUCAUUACCUGCGCGCCUUACCCACAUGGUGGGGAACUGCACCCUAAGAUCCACUCCAUGGCCUCCUUCCUAAUUUUCUACGUCAUUCCCCUGCUGGUCAUAUCUGUGUACUACACCUUCAUCGCCCGGAGCCUGAUGAAGAGUGCCUCAAACCUGCCUGUGGAGGGCAACAUGCAUGCAAAACGACAGAUCGACUCUCGGAAGCGUCUGGCCAAGACAGUGCUGGUGUUUGUUGGUCUCUUUGCGGUUUGCUGGCUUCCCAGUCACAUCAUCUACCUGUACCGCUCCUAUCACUACUCCCAGGUGGACACCUCACUGGUUCACUUUGUGUGCAGCGUCGUGGCUCGCAUCCUCGCCUUCACCAACUCCUGCCUUAACCCCUUCGCACUCUACCUGCUGAGCAAGACCUUCAGGAAGCAGUUCAACCAGCAGCUGUGUUGCUGCUGUCACUGGCUCUUCAAGCGCUCGCCGCGGAGGACGACGCACUACAACACGCGCGUGACGUCCGUCCGCAGCACGCGCUACUCCAUGGCCAGUCUGACUGUCGUCAAUGGCCGACAGAACUAUCAGGAGGACUGUGUGUAAGUGUGUGUGUUCCAGGUAUGUUGUGGGGACCUAAAUCUGUUUACACAGUCACACUAAAUUAUCACAUUUAAGUUGAGGACAUGAUGUCUUAGGAUGAGGUUAGGUAAGUCUCCAGGAAUUGAAUGAAAGUCUAUGUAAUGUCCUUUGAAGUCAUGGAAACCAGGCUGUGUGUAUAUUUUUUGUUAGGACAUUUU